Messenger RNA from Nerophis lumbriciformis (worm pipefish), 2813 nucleotides. It is a transcript of the gene pcyox1, whose product is annotated as prenylcysteine oxidase 1. Gene Ontology annotation, biological process: prenylcysteine catabolic process; prenylated protein catabolic process. Lineage: Eukaryota; Metazoa; Chordata; Actinopteri; Syngnathiformes; Syngnathidae. Gene Ontology annotation, molecular function: prenylcysteine oxidase activity. The record is from RefSeq and is a predicted model, not a curated record.
CGAUUACGUAUAUUUUUGGACUGCAAAUCAAGCAAAUUAACCGUAGUGAUUCCUAUCAAAAUAAAAUGCAUGUAAUUUACUAUAAGGCGAGGACCUCGCUCCUUUGUACCAUGUUCUAUCAAAAAAAAAAAAAAAGAACAUUACAUUUCGAUUCCAAUAAAGUGGAUGACCCAUUAAAAUUUAAUUAUGGGCAUUUAUGAAUGAAGGCUAAUGCACGGAUUUUAUUUUGAAAGUCAAAAGAAGUACCGGAACCCGGACGUAUGUUACUGACGUACAUGCGACUAUAGUUGUUGAAACUUUCGACACAAUUAAAUUAGUUUAGUAAGUUACUGUCAGCCACUUCGACGGUUCCUUUCUCUAACAUGCUAUUGUCAUGUUUAAGUAGAAAUUACACCUAAAUUAGGGCACUUAGUUUGCUAUGUUGAAGUGUAAAGGGUGAAGACAACGCGGGAGUCUAAAGUCUUAUAUUCCUGGAUCCCUCCAUGGUCGCCAUGACUGUUCGAUCCCUGUCAAUCAAAGCAUUGUUCCUCCUAUGGAUCUCACACACCAGCAGACGUUUUGCAUCGUCUGCCGAGCUGCAAGAGCAACCUAAAACAAUUGCUGUGAUCGGAGCAGGCAUCGGCGGCGCGGCUUCAGCCUUCUACCUGAGGCAAGAGUUUGGACCGGGAGUCAAGAUCGAUGUGUUCGAACCUGCCGAAGUCGGCGGGCGACUGGCAACGGUGAAGAUCGGGAAUCAGGAGUACGAGACGGGAGGAGCUGUAAUCCAUCCUCUCAAUCUCCACAUGAAGCAAUUCAUUGACACCCUAGGUCUCUCCACGUGUCAGGACGUCCCAUCAAAAAUGGCGAUCUUCGACGGCAGCGAGCUGACGUUCGAAGAGAGCGACUGGUUCAUCGUGAAUUUCUUGCGCAUGCUGUGGCAUUACGGCCUCAACUACCUGCGCAUGCAGAUGUGGGUGGAGAGUGUUUUGGAUAAAUUCAUGAGGAUCUACCAGUACCAGCAGUACGGCUACUCCUUCGCCAGCGUGGAGAGGCUCCUGCACGCCAUGGGUGGAGAUGACUUCCUCACCCUGGUCAAUCAGACCCUGGAGGAAGCCUUGAUGGCCCAAGGCUUUUCUCAGAUCUUCAUCAAUGACAUCGUGGCUCCCAUUACGCGGGUCACCUACGGCCAAAGUGUCCGAAUUAACAGUUUUGUGGGGGCUGUGUCACUGGCCGGGGCCGAUUCGGGCGUUUGGUCCGUGGAUGGAGGCAACAAGAAGGUUUGCUCCGGACUUCUUUACCACAGCAAGAGCGAACUCAUCCGAGCCAGAGUGGUGUCCGUUUCAUUUAAAGCUCGCCCAUCAAAGACAGGCCCGUCCACCAGCUUCUAUGAGGUCAAUUACGUUGACGACACCGGCGCAGGGCACUCGCUCUACGAUAUCGUCGUCAUAGCGACACCACUUCACCAGGGCAAGUCUGACAUCUCCUUCUCAGGCUUCUCCCCGCCCGUCCCGUCUCAGUUCCCGGGGAGCUACCACCAGGUGUUCGCCACGCUGAUCCACGGCGUGCUCAACACUUCUUACCUCGGGGUAACGCGCCCCGCCUCGGAGUUCUCCGUGUCCGACGUGCUCACCACGGACUCUGACGGCAGCAACGUGUACUCUCUGUCGUCCGCGGCCCCCGUGCACGUCCCCACGGGAUACAGCCGACCCCCCGCCAGCGACAGCCAAGUGUGGAAAGUCUUGUCUCCUCGGGCGCUGAGCCAGGAGGAGCUGCGGCGUAUGUUCCUCUCCUGGGACUCCGUGUCAGAGACCCGCUGGUUGGCCUUCCCAGCUUACCGCACUCCGACACGUCGCACGCCGCCCUUCAUCCUUCACAGCCGGCUGUACUACCUCAACGCUGUGGAAUGGGCGGCCAGCGCCGUGGAAAUGAGCGCCAUCUCUGCCAGGAACGUGGCCCUUUUGGCGCACCACCGCUGGCACGGUCAGACGGACAGGAUCGACCAGGAAGACCUCCACAUGCGUCUACGCGGGGAGCUGUGAUGCACCCGGACAGACCCGCUGCACUGAUGCUGCUGCGCUUCUGUUUUUUUAAGAUGGCUGCUCAAAAGCAGGAAGCACCAACAUGCCCACACAAUGCAGACAAGGUAGGUACACUAGACAAAAGUCUUGGGACACUUCAGACUAAAAGUAGACAAAAGUAUUGGGACACUUAGGACUAGCACCUGCCAAAUACGCGGGCCCGACCAAUGCUGCUUGCAGCUUUAAUUGUUAUUAAACAUGAUGAUCAUGUCCUACCUCCUGCACCACACUGGUGUUUUUAGGCAUGCAAAAAAAAGGGGAAAUUUUGUGUUUUCUUUAGCUUAGGAGAUAAAUAAAACACCACCUGUGACAGGAGUGUCAAAGGUACGGCCCGCCAAGAGGUUUCCUCCGGUCCACGAGAUGAGUUUGCUAAGUAUUAAAAUUAGCAAAAAUGUUUGAAUGAACGAAACUGCUGUUUCUAAAUGUGUCCACUGGAUGUCGCCAGAGCAAUUCUUUGUGUCUCCUACAACAGUGUUUUUCAACCUUUUUUGAGCCAAUGCACAUUUUUUGUGUUGACAAAAUGCGGAGGCACGCCACCAGCAGAAAUCAUUAAAAAACGAAACUCAGUUGACAGUAAAAAGUCGUUGUCGCAAUUGUUGGGUAUGACUUCAUAACCGAGCAUGCAUCAAUAUAGCUCUUGUCUCAAAGUAGGUGUACUGUCACCACCUGUCACAUCACACCCUGACUUAUUUGGACUUUUUUGCUGUUUUCCUGUGUUUAGUGUUUUAGUUCUUGUCUUGCGCUCCUAUUUUGGUG